AUGGAUUGGACUUUCGUCUCGCCCUCAACUCCCGGCAUCAACGAGACUUUCCCCAUCACCCCCUUGACCUUUGAGCUUCGCGUCACAAACUGGGCCUACGGCGUCCAAAUCGACAAAGUGCACGUAGCAGCCGGCGAAUCGCUGAUCAAGAUCCCGCCGUACAAGCGCACGGUCGAGUUCAUCGGCGACAGCCUUUCGGCCGGCAUGUACACGAGCUACGAGGGCCUGUCUAGCUUCGCAUAUGGCGUCGGUGCCGGCCUCGGCGACACCGAGUAUUAUGUUACCGCGUACCCGGGCAUCUGCGUCUCGGACCAGGACUGCUGGGGGAAUCCGCGCGGGCAGGCCCACCAGUGGUUUUACGCGUCGGAUACGAGCUGGCGGGCGUCGCAGAUAUGGGGAGACGAGCCGGAGCCGUGGGCCUUUGAGAAACAGGAGACGACUCCGGACAUCGUGAUUAUCAACCUCGGCACCAACGACAACAACGCCGCAAAUAACGUCAGCACGGAGACGUACGUCGACGCUUACAAGAAGCUAAUACAGGGCGUUCACGGGAAGUACCCCAAAGCGCAAGUCGUCGUGAUGCAACUAUGGAUGGGCUUCUACUCCUACGGCAACAGCUACCAGCAAAACUUAGGCUACGAGCAGGAACUCAAGGAUAUCGUGUCCUACUUUAACUCGGACGAAUACCUCUCCGCGCCCGCGAUAUGGGACGGUACGACGAACACGACGACCGUCCUGGACACACCGAGCGAGUCUUUCGUGCAUUACUUUAGUACCAAGGGCAUCAUGCAGCAUAAUGAUAUCGGACCGCAAUGGCAUCCGACGGACGUCGGUGCUAUAAAGGUGGCUAGUCACUUGACACAGUUCAUCAAGUUGACGUUUGGUUGGGAACUGGUCGCUACUGGUCCCGAACUCGGUGAGAUUGAGAUUCGUAUCUUCGCCAUCGUCAGCGUUCAUGCCGCCUUUUUGGCUGACGGCGGUGUCAACGGCUCGAGGCUAGCCCUGCAGAAAACGUACGAUUUGCACAGAUUAGAUCGAGGCUACCCGAAUAAGGGUUUACCGGCCGAUAUGAUGUGUUAUAUCGCAGCUCGCGCUAAUGUAAUCGACGGCUGUCCCGGAUAUCCGCAGGGUGUGGCCGCGUCUAGCGGUGGAGCUCUAGCCGACGCAACGGCGCUGCUGCUAUAA
Daldinia childiae is the source of this 1185-nucleotide messenger RNA. RefSeq names its product putative acetylxylan esterase protein. The record is from RefSeq and is a predicted model, not a curated record. Gene Ontology annotation, molecular function: carboxylic ester hydrolase activity. Bases 1 to 1185 code for a protein of 394 amino acids. NCBI's taxonomy places the organism in Eukaryota, Fungi, Ascomycota, Sordariomycetes, Xylariales, Hypoxylaceae. The transcript has 6 exons.